ACAAUUGAUUAAUCAAUUAUGGUAUAUCUAGAACCAUAUAUAAUUUUAUCUUGUGUCCUUUGUUUCUUUCGAACAUAGUAUCUCUCUCCAAAGUCCAAGCUGACCAGGUACACACACGUAGAGAUUGAGGGAUCGAGGCCUCUUCCGUUCGCUCCGCCUCUCGCCGUCGCCGGCGGCGAUGCCGAACGCCGGCGCCGCCAGGAGGUGCGGCAGGGCCACGCACGUCGACCUGCUCACCGUCGUCCUCGCCGCGAUGCUCUGCUGGGCGUCCUACACCCUGUCGAUCUGGCACAACAGCCGCGGCGCCGCGGACAGCAGCGUGCUCGGCCUCGUCGUCGGCGCCACGGUCUGCGGCGACGCCGACGAGGAGCUCGACUUCGAGGCGCGCCACGCCGCCGACGACGCCGGCCUGUCCGUGUCCUCGGGCCCGGCGAACUCGAGAGUGCGGCGGGCGUUGAGCUCGUCGGGGCCAGCGCCCGCCGCGGCGGGGACGACGGUGAGCCGGUACCGCGCCCCGUUCCCGUGGCCGGCGAGCCGCGGCGUGGUUUGGGCGGGGAACUCGGCCCGCGGCGCCAAGGCCGCCGCCGACGCCGCCGCCGCCGCCAACAAGUGGGCGCGCGUCGACGGCGACAUGCUCCGGUUCACCGACGCCGCCGCCGUCCGCGCGUACGCCUACGUCGUGCUCCGGCUAGUCGCCGCGCCCGUGCGCGCCGCCGUCGACGUCGGGGCCAUGGUGAGUGCCGCCUCGCCCGCGCCCUCGCCCUCGACGUUGUCAACGCAUGGUCCUUUCGGAUUACGAAAAACUUUAGGGGGUUUUGCACAAAAAGAUCUUAAUACCGAAAAGGACUCGUUGGAAUUUAGGUGAUCUAAAAGAGGAGUGAUUUGGAUAUUAUCUUUGGCCUGAUGCGUAUAUUCGGAUUUCUGACAUCAGCUUAUGCUUUAGUGGGCGGCCUAAUCAAGAAAUGGUCGCUGGCAAGGACAAACCAAUGUGCACCAUAGAGUGAUGUGGUCAAUCAAAACCGUUGACUUAGAUAUUUUCCGGUGAAAUAAAAACAGUUGAGUAGGUAUGCUAAAAAACAGAUGAGUAGGUUGGUUUAUUAAUUUGCAUCAGCAAUUCAGCAUGCCAGCAAACAUGUCAUUUUCUAAUUUGUACAGAAAUGUGAAUAUCAACCUCUUCAUUUGGUUUA
This is a messenger RNA of Oryza sativa Japonica Group (Japanese rice), 1187 nucleotides long. The record is from RefSeq and is a predicted model, not a curated record. Lineage: Eukaryota; Viridiplantae; Streptophyta; Magnoliopsida; Poales; Poaceae.